ACAAAGUAAUUUGUCCCUCGAUUAUAAAGUACAGAAUUGGAGAAACUAUUUUUUCAAAGUUACUCAUUUUAAAAGAUAGAUUUACUGAUAACAUUACUUCCUCAACUGAUACAAUCCUGACAUCAAGGUAAGAACCAUUCACGGCGCUGUUAAAAAAAAACUAAGAUGAUGCAGAUUACUCGAGAAGAACACGAGGAAACGAAAAUGAGACUGCCGUGGCAAUUACAUCUUUCUUUUUCGUGGUGAGCGAAUUCGCUUUCUUUCCAGUUAUUUUUGAGUACGCCGAGACUUCGUUUCUCGCGUCACUUUAUAUUUAAAGCUGUAAGAGACAACGGCGUGCUCUCAUUGUGGCCGGACGACCGUCGCAGGACAUUGGUCGCGCUUCAAAGGGAAGACAGAUAAACACUGUCAGCGAUAUUCCAUCCGGCUUAUUGUUAUCUCGAGGGCGGUACAGAGGAAACGAAAAAAUACACAGCAUCGGUAUGUUAGCGCGGAUUCCACAGACGUGCUCGAGCUCGACGUCGAUACAGUGAUGAGGACGGCUCGGUAGUGUAAGUUAUUCAAGCGGACAAGCCAAAUAUUCGUCCAGUAAGUGAGAUAAUGUUGCAUACGUUGUAUAAAAAGCCAAUGACGGACGCAGAAACGGCGAGGGAUGACGAGAAGUUGACGACUUAUCUGCGAUUGUCGAGGGUCGGAGUUAAUCAUUUCGUGAAGAGGCUCUUCUCAUUGAUGCAGAGACAAAUCAGGGUGUUGCAGUUUGUCGCAUUGUUAACGAUAAUCUGCGUUACAUUGUUGAUACUGGCGCAGAACUCGACGAAAAGCUCGCAUACGGAGACAAACAUAGAGCCGAUUACGCGAGGAGAACAGAUAUCGCCGAAGUAUGCGUCCGUUGCACGUGCCGAGUCUGAAAUAAUCCCGCGAGUAAUAAUGUCGCGGGAUGAGAUGGAGGAUGUUCGAAGAGAGUUAAACGCUAGGAAGCGGCGACUAUUGAGCGUCUGCGAGACUAUCCAUUCGAAAAGAUCCUACUUGGAUGCCGCGUUGACAAACAUGAUUAUUGACACGGAACACAAUGUGUCAUGGUGUCCUAUAUACAAGGUGGCGAGUUCCACAUGGAUGAGUUACUUCGCCGUAUUGAAGGGUAUUCUGACAGAUACUGUGAUGGAUCUGGUGCGACACAAUCUCCUUCAACUCAGCGAAAUCGUGAGACAAAAGUUCAUACACGACGAAGAUCUCAAUACAAUGCACGUGAAGGUAAUGAAGACAAAGAAGUUCCUAAUCGUACGACAUCCGCUGGAGCGUCUUUUGUCUGCCUAUAGAGACAAGUUGGAGCACAUGAAGGGCCGCGAAUAUUACUACAAGCGGUUCGGUCGGCGUAUCGCGUUUAAGUAUCGUCUGCCUGGCAACGAGACAAAAUUAGAACCGACGUUUGAGGAAUUUCUUCGAUUUAUAGUGAAUGAGAAGUUCUUUGACGAACACUGGACGCCGUAUUACCAGACUUGCGAGCCCUGUGCUGUGCGCUACGACUACAUACUGAAAUUCGAGACUUUGGAUCGAGAUGAGAAUUUUUUCAUACAAGACGCUAAUCUGAGCGAACAUCUGUAUGAGAAGAAUUAUGUACGAAACAUGAAUCCUUACGGGACAACCACUAGAGAAAUUCUCAGCGAAUAUAUCAAGAAGAUACCGCGAUCGCUUCUUGAAGAGAUUUACAAGAUCUACGAAAACGAUUACAAGUUAUUCGACUAUUCGUUUGUUUGAUGACUGUUUCAUUUAUAUUAUAUAUAGGCAGCUCACAAUUAUUAUGUUAUUGAAAAACGAAUAAAUAUGAUAUGUAUAUA
Messenger RNA from Odontomachus brunneus, 1835 nucleotides. Its product is annotated as carbohydrate sulfotransferase 11-like. Gene Ontology annotation, molecular function: sulfotransferase activity. NCBI's taxonomy places the organism in Eukaryota, Metazoa, Arthropoda, Insecta, Hymenoptera, Formicidae. The record is from RefSeq and is a predicted model, not a curated record. Gene Ontology annotation, cellular component: membrane. The transcript is spliced from 4 exons. Bases 601 to 1755 code for a protein of 384 amino acids. Gene Ontology annotation, biological process: carbohydrate biosynthetic process.